ACACUUGGGGCACGUGCGUGUAGUCGGUGGAUGUCAAACAGUUGGCAAGGUGGUUGGUGUGCGGGUGAUGUAUUCCUCGUGUUCCAAUACAGCAAUGAGCAAUGCUGAGUUCGGUUGACAACAUACGGAAGCUGAGACGAGUGCACGGCCUUCAGCUUCCGUUGCAUCCACUUCAAGUUUCCGGUUGGUUAACGAUAGCAAGUCUUUCAACCGGUUCUUUUUUGGUGGUCAUUCCCGCAUUACCACCAAAUUGGCAAUCGGGAGCUUUGGCAACUCUAUCAACGUUGCUCCUAUUACAUUUGGCAUCGCAUUUAGGUGCAUCUUUAGUAGACCCAGCCGAACCGGAAUUAAGAAAAAACGUUCCGGUUCCAGUACCUGAAUUGGACAGAUCGAAACACAUCCACGUUAUCGAAGAUGGAAAUUGUAAUUUAUGCAAAAUAAAAACGACAAGUGACAGAACGAAACAUUGCGGAGCUUGCAACAAGUGCGUUGAAGGGUUUGAUCAUCAUUGUAAGUGGUUGAAUCAUUGCGUAGGUGCAAGAAACUACGUAACAUUUCUUAUGUGCGUAUCAACGGCGGUUGCUGCAGCGGCUUUCGUCGCUAUUUUAGCAAUAGCCGAAUUAAUUUUCCACCAAACUGAAUCCGGAUGGUUUUCAAAACCAGAUAACAUAACGCUUCCCAUUCAAUCAUCUUUACCAUCCUCAGACGCCGCUUUUUUAGCCGUCGUAGCAGCACUCGGACUCCUCGCGGCGAUCACAGCAGGACUUCUCCUCCACCUUUGCUUCUUUCACAUUUACAUCUCCUUCCUCGGUUUAACAACUUACGAAUACAUUCGCCAACAAAGACCUCAACCGCCGCAACAACCACAAGAACCCCAACAACCACCCCCAACUGAAGAUACUCGAAAUUGUUCCAAUUUAAGACAUCGCCCGGUAGAUCUUUUAUGCGAGGGUCGUUCUAGAAUGACAGUUUACACUUGCACCGUGAUUGAAGAAACCGUUUCAUGCGUUGAACCAACCCCAACACCUCCAACCACUCCCCAAGACUGCAAUAGCUGCGUGACCAACCAAAAUUCCAUCGCUCCCACUGAAAAACCAACCAACAAAAAAGUUAAACAAAAAUGGAAUUGUUGCGUUUCCGUGCCGGAUAGUCCGGAUAGCCCGUUAGAACCACGUUGUUUGAUGUCACUUUGUAAACAUAAAAUGCGUAAAAAAAUUCCCGCCAUCGAAGGACGAAAUCAUCGGACUCAUGGUCAUUGGUCCAGUGCUAAAUUGAGAGUUUUAUUUCGAGUUUUAAGUAAUUUUGGAAACCAUAGAAGUAGACAACAAAAGACUGUACCUGCCAAGAAUAACCAAGUUGCCCCUUUAUCGCAAGACGGCAAUAAUUCGGAUAAAUCUCAACAGAUUCAAACGAUAAGUAACCUGGUGCCUGUUCCAUCUUUGCCGGAUCAAAGAAAUCAUCAGCCUCACCUUUCUCAACUUCCGACUCUUCCUCCACCACAAAGACAAAGGAUGAUUAGUGAGGUGGAAUUGACCAAUGCUUUGACUGCUUUGCAACAGCAGCAGCAACAACGUUGUUUAGGCAGGAGGACGUUGCCUCAAUAUAGGAGGAGGAGACGUAGCAAUGUCCACAGAACGAAGACCCCGACGUUGUCUCCAAUAAGGGAGAGUGGACUUUCUAACCCAGCAUCGCCGUCCAGACAAAACUGUACCCUUACCACGGGAACUUGUACACGUCCAUUUUGAAGAGAUUACAAAGAGAUAAAAAAUAGAUUAAUUAAAGAAAGAAACGACCGCCGCAAAAGACAUAUCCCGAUUAGAUACAAAAAUAAAGGAGAUGAAGAUACGUGUAUUAGCGGUCAUGUUCCCUUAUAUUUAAAUGUUUAUUCUAAAACAAAUUUUAUUAAUAUUAUAUUCAUUGUUGGAUGUGCUUUUAAAAUACAAGAACAAAUUACAUAACGUUGACAAGAAAUAAAGUUGUUAUUUUUUA
Messenger RNA from Onthophagus taurus, 1989 nucleotides. RefSeq names its product palmitoyltransferase ZDHHC11. Gene Ontology annotation, molecular function: protein-cysteine S-palmitoyltransferase activity. Gene Ontology annotation, biological process: peptidyl-L-cysteine S-palmitoylation; protein targeting to membrane. Gene Ontology annotation, cellular component: Golgi apparatus; endoplasmic reticulum. The record is from RefSeq and is a predicted model, not a curated record. NCBI's taxonomy places the organism in Eukaryota, Metazoa, Arthropoda, Insecta, Coleoptera, Scarabaeidae.